CCCUGCACAAAGCCGAUAGCGAUUCGACACUGGCCAGUGUGAUACCCACCAGUCGAAUUGAGGACUCCAGGUCUCCACCACUUGUUGACAACUUUAUCCGAAUAUUGGAGGCCAAGCAUAAAAUCUCAGCUCAUGAUGGCUCUUGGCCUGUGGUCGUACCAUACAUCCGCGCCCCUUUCAUGCGUAAUUCAGAUUCAGGGGAUGACGAGGGGUGGGGUGAUAUAUCCACUAGUGCCACCCCUACAAAACACGAGAUUUGGUGUUGGAG
This is a messenger RNA of Acaulospora colombiana, 268 nucleotides long. The record is from the annotation of a GenBank genome assembly. Lineage: Eukaryota; Fungi; Glomeromycota; Glomeromycetes; Diversisporales; Acaulosporaceae.